Messenger RNA from Gastrolobium bilobum, 1600 nucleotides. RefSeq names its product S-adenosylmethionine decarboxylase proenzyme-like. Gene Ontology annotation, cellular component: cytosol. Lineage: Eukaryota; Viridiplantae; Streptophyta; Magnoliopsida; Fabales; Fabaceae. The coding region runs from base 145 to 1230 and encodes 361 amino acids. Gene Ontology annotation, molecular function: adenosylmethionine decarboxylase activity. The record is from RefSeq and is a predicted model, not a curated record. Gene Ontology annotation, biological process: spermine biosynthetic process; spermidine biosynthetic process. The transcript has a single exon.
UCCUGAAAUUUCCUUGGUUGUGACAUAGCCCCUUGAUUUUGCAUACGACGAUAUUCCUAGUCUCCUCUUCUCUUUCUUCUUGUCGUCUUCCUUGCUUUUCUUGUUCUCUAUCUGCAGAGCAACACUUCAUUUCUUCGAGUCAAGAUGGCCUUGACAGGCUCAGCUAUUGGUUUUGAAGGCUAUGAAAAGAGGCUUGAGAUAUCUUUUUUUGAACGUGGUGUGUUUGCUGAUCCUGAAGGAUUAGGCCUCCGAGCAUUGUCUAAGGAUCAAUUGGAUGAAAUUCUGAAACCAGCUGAGUGCACUAUUGUUGACUCGCUGUCAAAUGCUUAUAUUGAUUCUUAUGUUCUUUCGGAGUCAAGCCUAUUUGUCUAUCCUUAUAAAAUUAUUAUAAAAACUUGUGGGACUACGAAAUUGCUUCUGUCCAUCCCUGUUAUUCUUAAGCUGGCUGAUACCCUUGACAUUACUGUGAAAUCUGUGAGGUACACUCGUGGAAGCUUCAUUUUUCCUGGGGUACAGCCAUUCCCUCAUCGUAGCUUUUCAGAAGAAGUUGCCGUUCUUGACAGCUAUUUUGGCAACCUUGGUUCUGGUAGCAAAGCUUAUUUGAUGGGUGACCCUGACAAGUCACAGGUUUGGCACAUCUACUUUGCAAGUGCUCAGACAAAACGCUCAUCAGAAGCCGUAUAUGGCCUUGAGAUGUGUAUGACUGGUUUAGAUAAGGAAAGGGCCUCUGUAUUUUUCAAGAAAAAUACAUGUUCGGCAGCUUUAAUGACCAAAGCUUCUGGAAUCAGGAGGAUCUUUCCGCAAUCUGACAUAUGCGAUUUUGAAUUUGAUCCUUGUGGGUAUUCAAUGAAUGGAAUAGAAGGGAGUGCAAUAUCUACUAUUCAUGUUACCCCAGAAGAUGGUUUCAGUUAUGCAAGCUUUGAAGCCGUGGGAUAUGAUUAUGAAGACAUAGAUCUGACUGAACUUGUUGAAAGGGUUUUAGCAUGCUUCCAUCCAGCUGAGUUUUCUGUUGCUUUGCACAUUGACAUGCUUGGUGAAAAACCUGUUGACAAAUUUUUCCUGGAUAUUGAAGGAUAUUAUUGUGGAGAAAGGAGCAAUGAAGUACUUGGAGCAGGUGGUGCAGUUGUGUAUCAUAGCUUUGUUCGAGCUGAUGGAUGUGCAUCUCCUAGAUCUAUUCUGAAAUGCUGCUGGAGUGAGGAUGAGAACGAAGAGGAAGUGAGAGAGAUAUAGAUCUGGUCCUCAUAUUUAGCUGUGGUUUAUCUUUACUGUUGUGUUGCUACUUAAAUUAAUUAGGGUUAUCCUUCGAGAGCAAAGUAAUAAACGUCUUAUGAUGCUUCAUUAUGCAGUUUCUCCCUGUGUCUAAUGCUAUUUAGGAAGCGGAAGUAAGAGAGAUAUUUAUCUGUUCCUCAUAUGUUGCUGUGGUUUAUCUUAAAGUGUUAUUACUUAAUGCAGUUUCUUCUAGUUUCUAAUCCUAUGUAGGAUUUGUCAUAGGGAGUAGUGGGUGCUAGGUCAUAUACUAGUGUGUUGCUCCUGUAUUUUAUUGUUAAAUAAAUGAAACCAUGCUAUAAUAUAAUUUAAAUCUUCUUGAUUGUUUUGAUUA